AGAUCCGCCGCCAAAAAGAGAUGGGUUCCGCGUGGGAAGAACCAACAUGCGUUCUGAUAACUGGCGGCUGUGGAUUCAUUGGGUCCAACUACAUAAACUUUACCUUCAAUAAAUGGAAAAACACAAAAUUCAUUAACUACGAUAAAUUGGCUUUUGGAGCUUCUCCGCUGCACGUGGAGAAGGAGAUUAGAGAGUCGCCGAGAUACAAAUUCGUCGAGGCUGCACUUGAGGAUCAACCAACUUUGAUCAAAACUCUUCAAGAGAAUGAGGUCGAUAUGGUGAUUCACUUUGCCGCCAUCACCCACGUCGACGAAUCCUACAGCGACAGAAUCGGUACGAUUCAAGACAACAUUAUUUCUACUACUACUCUUCUUGAGAGCAUCGUCAACAGCCCAUACAAGGGUGUCAAAAAGCUUGUCCAUAUCAGUACAGAUGAAGUUUACGGAGACUCUUUUGAAGAUACCACUCCAAAGUCAGAGUCCGCAUCUCUACCAAAUCCAACAAAUCCAUAUGCCGCUAGCAAGGCUGCUUGUGAGAUGGUUAUUAGAUCCUAUUGGCACUCCUACAAACUUCCAUACGUGAUGGUGCGCAUGAACAACGUCUAUGGGCCACGCCAAAUCCAUACCAAGCUCAUCCCAAAGUUCACCAAGCUCGCUUUGGAUGGAAAACCCUACCCACUUAUGGGAGACGGUCUUCAUACUAGAAGUUGGAUGUAUGUGGAAGACUGCUCGGAGGCUAUUACAAGAGUAGCACUUGAAGGAACACUAGGAGAAAUUUACAAUAUUGGAACUGACUUUGAGAUGACAAAUAUUGAACUUACGAAGAUGAUUCAUUUCACAGUGAGCAAACUUUUGAACAGAGAGCCAACGGCUCCAACGUUUGCUCCGAUCCCAGAUAGACCAUACCACGAUCGCCGUUAUUACAUCGACUUCUCGAAAAUUCGCAAUGCAAUGGGAUGGCAAUGCACAACUCCAUUCAGCGAAGGACUCAUGAAAACGAUCGACUAUUACGUGAAGUUGCACGUGGCGACAGCUCGUCUCCAGGGUUAAAUCUCACUAUUGGAACACACUUGUCAAUUAAUAUAUAUUUACUCAAAAAUCUCGUAUUUAUUCAAUAAUUUAUUUGAAUUUUUUAAAUACCUAUUAUAUUUGUUUAUUAACGUGUGCUAUUAGAGAAGCAUCCACCAUUUUAUGUAUCUGACAAUUUGCCCCCCGCCCCUCUUCUCAAAACCCCCUAUCUACAGUUCAAUAACCUGCAAAUGAUAUAUUUGUUGUAAGCGCUUUCUGUGAUCUUUAUUUGCAAGUCGUCUUUCGUUUUUUUUUUCCUAACAUUUCAUACACCUAACAUAAUACCCAUCGCGUCUGAAAUUGGUUUAUUUGUAAUUUGAGUGCAAUCCAUAAUUUAUUGACUAAAUAAAAUGUGCAUAAAAC
Caenorhabditis elegans is the source of this 1430-nucleotide messenger RNA. It is a transcript of the gene bus-5, whose product is annotated as dTDP-D-glucose 4,6-dehydratase. Gene Ontology annotation, molecular function: UDP-glucose 4,6-dehydratase activity; catalytic activity; dTDP-glucose 4,6-dehydratase activity. Gene Ontology annotation, biological process: nucleotide-sugar metabolic process. Bases 21 to 1049 code for a protein of 342 amino acids. NCBI's taxonomy places the organism in Eukaryota, Metazoa, Nematoda, Chromadorea, Rhabditida, Rhabditidae. The transcript is spliced from 6 exons. The record is from RefSeq and is marked reviewed.